UAUUUGCUAAUAUCACAAACAAUUUAAAACAUAAAACAAACAAAAAUUAAGCAAAAUGUCCACACAUCAAUAUGAAAGUUAUUCACAAAAGUUUUUAAUCAAAUCUUUCGACUAUCAAAAACAAUUUUCCCAUCUAUAUGCCCAUCGCUUGGCUGAAAUGACCAGUCUAAUACAAAAGCGAGCCAUUGAUCACUGGGGCACAGCGGUGCCCAUUAAGAAACUAUGUGAUUUGCGUGAAGAUACUGAGGAGGAGUGCAUCAUAAUUGGUACGAUCUACAAACAUCAGACACAUAAACCCAGCAUACUGAAAGAGAUCUCGGAAGAAAAUCAGUUGGCACCUCAGCCGCCGCGAGAAAAUUACUCUGACCCGGAGGAUAAAAUAAUAUUGGAAGAUGAGUUGCAGCGUGUACGUUUACAUGGCAAGGUGAGAAGUGAAGAAUUGGCUACGGGCAUUGUUUGCGCUGCCAUGGGUCUGAUUGAAGAAGAUGGACGAUUCGAUGUCCAAGAAUUAAUAUUCUAUGAAAGUGGCCUGCAAAAGCCGCUAAAAAAGAUGGAAACCGGUGAUCGUCUUUUGAUUUUAGUAUCUGGUCUUGACUGGGUAAAUUCACAUAAUUAUGUGGACUCAUUGAAUCUUUUUCAGCACUGGCUAAGAGGAAAUUUGCAAUGUGGCGAGAAAUCUACGAAUUUACGUUUAAUUAUUGCUGGCAAUUCGGUAAGAAGUUGUGAAGAAAAACGCCAGCAUUCGCUGCAAACAAAAUGUACAGACUCCAAAGAUACCAUAGAUGCCAUGAAGGCCUUAGAUGCCUGGUUUACUGCUUGGUCAAGCUCGUUAGCCAUAGACGUUAUGCCCGGACCUUAUGAUCCCGCAAAUUUUAUGUUGCCUCAACAGCCUUUUCACAGUUGUAUGUUUCCCACGGCUAGCAAACAUGAAAACUUUCAAAGUGUUUCGAAUCCCUAUGCCUGUGCUGUAGACGAGGCUUUGAUUGUGGGUACUGCUGGGCAAAAUGUUAAGGAUUUAAUACGUUGCACUGCUAUAGAAAAACCCUUGAAUGCAUUACGUUUUACACUUAAGUGGGGCCAUAUAGCACCUACUGCUCCUGAUACCUUGGCCUGUUAUCCCUACAUUCAUUCGGAUCCAUUUGUUAUGAAAGAAUGUCCUCAUGUUUAUUUUGCCGGCAACUGCAAAGAAUUUUCUUCUUCACUGCAUGAGGGUUCCAAUGGCCAGAAAACUCGUUUGGUAUGUGUGCCCAGUUUUGCCACAACACAAAGUGUAGCCGUGGUAAAUUUAGAUAAUUUAGAUUGCCAUGAAAUAUCUUUUAACUGUGGCCAAGAUGAUUAAUAAUAAAAUAAAACAACACAAACUAAAAUCAAAA
This is a messenger RNA of Calliphora vicina (urban bluebottle blowfly), 1373 nucleotides long. RefSeq names its product DNA polymerase delta subunit 2 (gene PolD2). The transcript has a single exon. Gene Ontology annotation, molecular function: DNA binding. Gene Ontology annotation, biological process: DNA strand elongation involved in DNA replication; DNA replication. Bases 56 to 1339 code for a protein of 427 amino acids. The record is from RefSeq and is a predicted model, not a curated record. NCBI's taxonomy places the organism in Eukaryota, Metazoa, Arthropoda, Insecta, Diptera, Calliphoridae. Gene Ontology annotation, cellular component: delta DNA polymerase complex.